This is a messenger RNA of Condylostylus longicornis, 4271 nucleotides long. Its product is annotated as protein PALS1-like. The transcript is spliced from 2 exons. Gene Ontology annotation, cellular component: plasma membrane; adherens junction. The record is from RefSeq and is a predicted model, not a curated record. The coding region runs from base 777 to 3464 and encodes 895 amino acids. Gene Ontology annotation, biological process: morphogenesis of an epithelial sheet; protein localization to plasma membrane; establishment or maintenance of polarity of embryonic epithelium. Gene Ontology annotation, molecular function: protein binding. NCBI's taxonomy places the organism in Eukaryota, Metazoa, Arthropoda, Insecta, Diptera, Dolichopodidae.
AUAAAUAAUAUAUAAAAAAAAAAAGAUUCCAUAAAAAUAAUGAAAAUUAUUUGAAGAAAUAAAAAAAAGCAAAAAUAAAAUUAAUUAGUGCAGAAAAUUUAAGGAAGUUUUUGUUGUUCUUUUAAAAAUUAAUUGAAUUGCGUUUUUCUUAAUAUUCAAUAUACAUACAUACAUACAUACAUAUACAUUAUGUAUUAAGACGUUCAAUAAUUUAGUUUCCAAUGGAUUUGAUCGAAAAAGAAGAAAAACGAAAAAAAAGAAACGAAAAUUUUAAAAAAAGAAUUGUGUAAAAAUUUUUUUAUUGGGAUGGAGUGAAAAAAAAACAAAACAAAUCAAAUAUGGAUUAAAAAGUUCUUAAUGAGCAAUUAAAAAAAAAAGUAUUGCAAACACAUACACAUACAACCGAAACAAUAUCACAGAUUAAAAAAAAAAAAGGAAUACAUCAAAAUAAAUUUAUAGAAAGUCGUAUAUAUGGUAUUUGUAAAAAGAGAUUCGUUAUUAUUAUAUUUUCAUUAUUAUUAUUAUUUUAAACGAAUGGUCGAACUGAAUGAAAGUUAUAACAAGUUUUAAAUACCAAGGGUAACCAACGAUAGUGAAACUAUAUAAAUGUUAUUUAUGACAGUUACGUAUGCACCCCACGUUUUUAAUUCAAACAGGUAUAAAACAGGUACCUCGAUUAUAUCAACGAACCGUGACUCAAAAUAAUAUAUGUACGUAUAAUAAAUAAUUUGUUUUCAAAAAAUUUUAACUACCAUCAAAAUAAAAAUAUUAAUCGCAUGGAAAUCCUCGUAAACGAUAAUAAAUCACAACAACAGAAAUCAAGAAGAUCAUCAAAAUCAAGCUUAGGUAUGAUAGGCGGAGAUGAUCUUAAACCUUGCCUGCCUGAUGAUUACAUAAAUAGCCAUAAUUUUUUUCAAAGAACUGAAGAAAUCGAUAAAGAAAUGUUAACAAUGCUUUCAAAUAAUCAAGAUAUUGGACCACAUAGAGAAAUGGCUGUUGAUUGUCCAGAUUCAUUUAUAGCAAGUAAUAAAGGCCCUCCGAGAUAUCCACCGCCGCGUCCUCCCCAGCAACAACAGUUACAUUCACAAUCCCAACAACAAAUGAAUCAAAUACACCAUACAAAUAAUCUUAAUUAUAAUCAAACAAAUAAUAACGAUUUAUCAAAACCAGUUCCACCGCCCAGAGAUCAUUUACGUAUGGAAAAAGAUGGUAGAAUGGUUAAUCGUGCACCAGCACCCCAAGUACCAGAUCGUAAAAUUUUAAAUAAUCAGCAACAACCAAUUGGACAAACAAUUGAUCAACCAACAAUAGAACAAUUGGAUAGUAUUAAAAAAUAUCAGGAGCAGUUACGUCGAAGACGUGAGGAAGAAGAGAGAAUAUCGCAACAAAAUGAAUUUUUGCAAUCAAGUUUGAGAGGCUCAAAAAAGUUACGAGCUCUUUUGAAAGACAGUAUAACUUCUUCUACAACAGCUGAAUCACAGCAUCAAACAGCAAAUGAAUUUAUUGGGGUUGAUAACGAUGCAUUUACUGAUGAUGAAGGUAUUCAAAAAAAAUUUACUGAUUAUGGUGAAUUUGUUGCUGCACUAGAACGGCUUCAAUCACAGCUUACUAAAAAAAAUAUGGCUUCAUUAGCCGGCAUCGUUACAACAGCACAGACUUUACUUUUAGAUUCUGGUUUAGCUCAUGCUUUAUCUGUCCGCCAAGCAGUAUUAGAACGUCGAAAGCCCUGUAUAGCCAAUCCCGUUAGUGCCAAUGCUCAAUCCCUAACAAAAGAUGUAGUUGAAUUAUUAAGUCAGUCAAAUUCAACAGCUGCCAUUGAAUUGGGUAAUUUAUUAAUAAGUCAUGAAAUGGAAGGACUAUUAUCAGCACAUGAUAAAAUAGCUUCUAACACUGAGUUUGGUGGUCAACUACCAAAUGGAAAUUACAAAAACUCAGCUGAAACCUUAAGUAAUCAAACACAAAAAGAACACCAAAUAUCUAAUCAACAAAAUCAACCUCUACCAGCAAUCCCAUCACCUACUAAGAAUUCUUCUUUAGCUGCCAAUUCAUCACGUAUGAUUAAUAAUAACAUUUUAAAACGAUCUGACAAUCAGCAAUUAAGCUCGCCAUUCGGUAUUUUAAGUGAUGGUUCUAAAGAUCAUAUACGGAUUAUUCAAAUCGAAAAAUCUGCCGAACCUUUAGGUGCCACAGUUCGUAACGAAGGUGAAGCCGUAGUUAUUGGUCGAAUAAUUCGGGGUGGAGCAGCUGAAAAAUCUGGCUUAUUGCAUGAAGGUGACGAAGUACUAGAAGUAAAUGGUAUUGAAAUGCGUGGUAAGACAGUCAACGAUGUUUGUACGUUACUCAGUUCAAUGACUGGAACGUUGACGUUUUUAAUAGUACCAGCUGGGAUGAUAGUACAGGCAGGGACAGGCCGUGAAUCUGCAAUAUUACACGUUCGAGCGCAUUUCGAUUAUGAUCCAGAAGAUGAUUUAUAUAUUCCAUGUCGUGAAUUAGGUAUUAGUUUUCAGAAAGGCGACGUUUUACACGUAGUAUCCCGCGAAGACCCAAAUUGGUGGCAGGCGUAUCGUGAAGGUGAAGAAGACCAAACUCUGGCCGGUUUAAUACCGAGUCAAUCUUUUCAAUAUCAAAGAGAAACAUUCAAAUUGGCAAUUGCUGAAGAAGCUGGCUUAUCAAGGCCAAAAAAUAAGGACAAAGCUGCAACAUUAUUAUGUGCACGAAAAGGGCGAAAGAAGAAAAACAAAGCAACAUCGGAAGCUGGUUAUCCAUUAUAUGCUACAACAGCUCACGAUGAGCAAGAUGUCGAAGAAAUACUCACAUAUGAAGAAGUGGGAUUAUACUAUCCUCGUGCCACACAUAAACGUCCAAUUGUAUUGAUAGGGCCACCAAAUAUUGGAAGACAUGAACUUGCUCAAAGGUUAAUGUCAGAUUUAGAUCGUUUUUCUGCAGCUGUGCCGCAUACUUCACGAAUGCGUCGUGAUGGUGAAAUUGCAGGACAAGAUUAUCAUUUUAUAACAAGAGCUCAAUUUGAGGCUGAUAUUUUAGCAAGAAGAUUUGUUGAACAUGGAGAAUAUGAAAAAGCGUAUUAUGGAACAUCACUCGAAGCAAUACGUACUGUGGUAUCUAAUGGUAAAAUAUGCGUUUUAAAUUUACAUCCACAAAGUUUAAAAUUAUUAAGAGCAUCCGACUUAAAACCAUAUGUUGUUUUUGUUGCACCACCAAGCUUAGAAAAAUUACGUCAAAUGAAAUUACGGAAUGGUGAACCGGUAAAAGAAGAAAAUUUAAGAGAAAUUAUUGCAACCGCACGUGAUAUGGAAGCUCGAUGGGGUCAUUUAUUUGAUAUGAUUAUAAUUAAUAAUGAUACAGAAAGAGCUUAUCAUGAACUUUUAGCUGAAAUAAAUUCUUUAGAACGUGAACCACAAUGGGUUCCUGCUAGUUGGAUACGUUCAAAUAAAAGAGAUGAAUAAUUAAAAUACAUAUAAAAUAGGAAAUAAAUGGCAGGCGCAGGGAAUUGAUUUAACAAUAAUAACUCAAAGAAAAAAGAAAGAGGAAAAAAAAUUACAAAAUAUAAAAAUAAGGGUAAUUCAUGCAUUGAUUUAAAUUAGUUUUGUAAUUUAGAAAAAUUUUUGCAAAUGUAAGGAAAAUUUUUUGAAAAAAUAACAAUAGCUAUUAUUUUAUACAUUAUAUACAUUAAUAAUUUAUUAUAGAGAGUUCAUUGGAGUUAAUUUGUUUUACUUAUAAAAUAUAGGUGAAGUUCAUAAUUUGAAUGAUUUGUACUUAAUAAUAUGUGUAUUUGAUUUGUUUUUCAUUACAUUCCAAUACAUUUAAAUAAAUAAAUUGUAAAAUGUUACCAGCUAUUAUGAAUUAUCUUUAUUAGUGAUGUAUAAGUUUAAAACGAAAAAAUUAUAUAAUUUUCAAAUAGAUUUAUGAACAACAACAAAAAAAAUGAGUGCUAUAAUAAUUUUUUUUUUUAAUGCUUAAAAUAUGAAAAAUUAAAAAAAUUUUUUUUUUCCUACAUAUUAAUAGGUAAAACUGUUAUUCAUCUAUCGUUCUUCCAUAUAACUCAAUAUUCGAAUACCCUUAAAAAUAUUACAUACAUACUUACUUAUAUAUAUUUUUUCUAAUGUUAAUUAAAUUUAUAGAAAGAUAGUCAGCAAAGCUAUUAUUGUUAUAGUAAUUAAGUACUACAUAUAUUAUUAUUCGAUAUCUCAAAAAAAAAAAAAAAAUGAAAGUGGAACUUUAAGUAUAUAUUUAGAUUUAAUAUAUAAGAAAAA